Molecule: messenger RNA, 933 nt
Organism: Entrophospora sp. SA101
Lineage: Eukaryota; Fungi; Glomeromycota; Glomeromycetes; Entrophosporales; Entrophosporaceae
Source: the annotation of a GenBank genome assembly
AUGUCUGAGCCAGAUUGUACAAAUAUGUUAAAACAAUCAGAAGAACAACUAAACCAUCAUGUAGUUGUCGAGUCUCAUUUGUAUAAUAAUAACACUGGGCAAUCAUCUCAUUCACAGCAUGACGAGGAUUCAUUCCAACCUCAAACUCCAAUAACUCCGCACUCGCCUUUUACUCCCUCAUUACACUCGCCCUCAGAUUUGGACCAGCUAAUAACAAGUAAAUUACCACAAAAAGAAGAAACAGAACAAAAUGUUGUUUCUAAAGGUAACGAUACUAAUACUGCAAUAGUACUAAGAGUACCUCCUCCACCACUUCCACCUCCUCCACCCAUCAAUACAAAUUUUCCGCGUGAUAAACUACAUCUACCACUGUCACAUCCGCCACUACUAAUCAAUCGACGUGAAAAUACUUUUCAUCAUCAUCGUAAUCAUAAUGACAAUCGUAGAAAAAGUUCAUACGAUAGAAGACCUGAUAACAUUAGAUUUCCUAGAGAGCAUUGCCCGUCUAAACUUUCACCAAUUAUUUAUGAAGCACCUCCAAUGCCUCCAAUGCCUCCAAACGGACCAAAUCCUCCACCCCAAUCAGUGUAUGAUUAUUCACAAUAUCCUCCUGACCAACAAUACUAUCAUGGAUAUUAUAGUUCCUAUCCUCCAGAACUAUCAAAUUCCAAUUCAAAUAUUCCAUAUGCUGAUUGGCAAUCACAGAACAGUCCCGUUCAAUCUAUGCCCAUACAUUUGGCCUCAUUUCAAUGGAAUCAUCCAGGCAGACACACAGCAAUUCCUUUACCUACAGAUUUCAUGUCAGGCCCUAGUAGUGCUCCGCGUUUAUCAAUGCCAGAACCACACGAAACAUUAGGAUAUAUUAAAGGUGUGAUUAUUAGAGAUGCACAAGGAAAUAUCGGCUUGAGUCAAUACACCUUUAACACAUUGUAA